AUGUCUCAAUCAACUCAUUCUUAACUAAAUGAAUCUGAAAUACAGAAAAUAAACUAUCCACAUUUGGCUGAUGUGAGAUAUGAGGAAAACACAGAAAAGGUAUUCAUAGGAAUACCAACGCAGAAUCAAUUUAUUCAGAGUGGAAUACCAAUUCCAACAGGUUUUCUUGUCACUCCUAUGUACAACACAGAUUCUAAUGGAACUAAUCUUCCAUUUGAUGCUCAAGGAUCAAUAAUCCCAAUUCAAAUUUAGUGUAAAUAUUGCAAGAAAGCUGGAACUACUCUUAUGCAAUAUAGAUCAGGCCCUUAAACUUGGAUUGUUGCAUUUUUCAUAUUUAUAUUCUUCUUGCCUCUUGUGUUUCUGCCUUUUGUAUUAAAGAGCACAAAAGAUAGAGUCCAUUACUGUCCAAACUGCGGAUAAUGUGUUGGCAAGAAGAAGUUCAAACUUUGUAAUAGUGAUUGA
Messenger RNA from Paramecium tetraurelia, 462 nucleotides. RefSeq lists its product as uncharacterized. The transcript is spliced from 2 exons. Lineage: Eukaryota; Ciliophora; Oligohymenophorea; Peniculida; Parameciidae. Gene Ontology annotation, molecular function: zinc ion binding. The record is from RefSeq and is a predicted model, not a curated record.